CCUUGACUCGGACUCCUGAUUUACAAACCAACCCCCCUCGUCACGUUUACAUUCGCACUUUGAAUCUUCCAAUUCCUUCUCCCCCCUUUUCAAUUUCUAACAUCAAUCACACCAGAUAAACCCUAGAAAACGAUCAUAAACACUUCACAUCAAACACACACACACGUACGGAGACCAUAUUCACAGCAGAAUCGUUAGCAAUGGCGUCACACAUGAGCAUGGGGGAAGCACACAGAAGAAUAACGGAGUAUCUGAAUCGUUUCGUCGACGUCAUUUCGUAUCAAGACGGAACUUCUCUUAAAAACCUACUUUAUCUAUCGUCUGAAUCACCGUCUUUUCUCGCACUCGCCGAUGCCCUAAAUAUCUUCCAGGAUGCUAACAGAGUGAUCAAACAAGCAGAUAAAUAUUCCCAAUAUGCUGAAAUAGUAGCUCCAUUAUUUCGUGCUAUGCAAAGUUACCGGGUCGGCCAUUUGGUUGAAUCAUAUCAAGCAUUUGAGAAAUCAGCAAAUGCUUUUAUUCAGGAAUUUCGGAACUGGGAAUCUGCAUGGGCGUUAGAAGCAUUGUAUGUGGUUGUAUACGAAAUUAGGAUUUUGGCUGAGAAGGCCGACAGAGAGUUGGCUUCCAAUGGAAAAACACCUGAGAAACUAAAGGCAGCUGGGUCAUUCCUCAUGAAAGUGUUUGGUGUGCUUGCGGGAAAAGGACCAAAACGUGUUGGAGCGCUAUAUGUCACUUGCCAAUUGUUCAAAGUCUAUUUCAAGCUUGGCACCGUUCAUCUUUGCCGGAGUGUGAUAAGAAGCAUUGAAACAGCUCGUAUAUUUGAUUUUGAGGAAUUUCCAGUCAGAGAUAAAGUAACCUACAUGUACUACACUGGUCGCUUAGAAGUACUUAACGAAAAUUUUCCAGCUGCUGAUCAUAAAUUAUCAUACGCGCUAAAACACUGUGACCCUCAAAGCGAAGCAAACAUAAGGAUGAUCUUGAAAUAUUUGGUACCCGUGAAGCUUUCGAUAGGGAUCUUACCUAAAAAAUCACUCCUCGAGAAGUAUAAUCUAGUUGAGUAUAGUGACAUUGUGCUAGCCAUGAGAAGAGGUGAUCUCAGACUUCUUAGACAUGCACUCGAGCAGCAUGAAGAUCGAUUCUUGAGAUCAGGUGUUUAUCUUGUCCUUGAAAAGCUAGAGCUUCAGGUCUACCAAAGACUCGUAAAGAAAAUCUAUAUUAUUCAAAAGCAGAAGGACCCGAGCAAGGCACACCAGAUCAAGUUAGAAAUGAUUGUUAAAGCGUUGAAAUGGCUCCAGAUGGAGAUGGAUUUGGAUGAGGUUGAAUGUAUAAUGUCGAUUUUGAUAUACAAGAAUCUGGUGAAAGGGUAUUUUGCACACAAGAGCAAAGUGGCGGUUCUAAGCAAGCAAGACCCGUUUCCUAAACUAAAUGGCAAGCCAAUCAACGCGUAACGUGGAGCCAGCGAGUGUAUGGAUAAUGAUUUGUGAAGAUAAUGAAUUCCCAUUGAUACAUAACAACAUUACUUAAAAUGUCCUUAUGAUUAUAAAACAUCCACGCGUCGCCUAAUCAGCUAUGACCCGCUCUAGAGAUAUGCUUCUCGCACAAAACUUACAUAACCCAACCAACCCUGCCAUUUGGCAACCGGUUCCAGUCACAGGUUACUACUUUUAACUGUCUUUAAACCUUCACGGGUUAAGCAAAUCUGGAUGCUGAUCAUUGUUGUGACUUAAUUGGUAAGAAGCUGUUGUGGUGAAUACAAAUGGUUCAAGUUUUUGUGCUCUUCAAGCUCCAGAAAGUUGUAUGGAACAUAAGAUUAUUGAGGCACAUCAAAACUACAAUAGUAUAUUGUUGUUUGAUGUUUUACUGUUAGGAGUAUAUACAGGGAAAAUCACGAGAACAAUCAUAUUUUGGUAUAUUUAUGUGACUGACGAUGCCAAACAUUUUACCUUA
Helianthus annuus (common sunflower) is the source of this 1944-nucleotide messenger RNA. Its product is annotated as enhanced ethylene response protein 5. The coding region runs from base 201 to 1445 and encodes 414 amino acids. Gene Ontology annotation, molecular function: double-stranded DNA binding; RNA binding. Gene Ontology annotation, cellular component: transcription export complex 2. Lineage: Eukaryota; Viridiplantae; Streptophyta; Magnoliopsida; Asterales; Asteraceae. The transcript has 13 exons. Gene Ontology annotation, biological process: post-transcriptional tethering of RNA polymerase II gene DNA at nuclear periphery; transcription elongation by RNA polymerase II; poly(A)+ mRNA export from nucleus. The record is from RefSeq and is a predicted model, not a curated record.